GGGUUUCGGUCGGCUGGGCCGGAGCGGCAGGCGCGUGCGGCCGCCGUUGGGCGGCGCUGAGUCUUGUUUUGAUUGGUAUAAACAUCGCUAAGGCACAUGCAGCGAAGCAUGUUUAGCUUGCAAACACCGUGCUAGGGGGAAGAAGGCAGCACGAAUGCAGAAGGCAUAGCCCCUCUGACAGAGUCCGCAGGGUGCUGAUCUGCGCUGCCAGGAGCCAGGCAGAGGCGGCAGAGCCUGCAGCGGCGGCAGGGCUGCCAGGGCCUGGUUCUGUGGGCCGGGCCUCUCGAGCUGUGUGUUCGGGUUGUCGACUCUGCUGUGUGAACGUCAUACUCCAAUAAAGAGCUUUAAAGAUACAGAAAAGGUUGUAUAGGUGCAUUUGUGUCUCUAAUUGGAGAGUCUUGCGCUUCCAGUAGAAAGUGAAUGACUUUCUCCGUCCUCCUCCUGAAUGAACUACUUGGUGCCCAGGAGGAGGUGGGGGCAGAUGACCUGAACUGUUGUGCGUGUCUGCAGGGAGCGGAGUCUGCCUGGAAGGCCGAGCACUGAGGCCGCUGCAGGAGGGGCCGGGCUGGACCUGCACAUGUCCCUUUCUUGUCCCUCAGCACCUGAGUGACGGGCCGCUGCCUCCAUCCCCGGGAAGCCCAGGGUACUAGGCGAUGGCAGCUUUGCAUCUGUCUGCCCUGCCCCAGGCUGAAGUGACCUUCGAGGACGUGGCUGUGCUCCUCUCCAGGGAGGAGUGGGGCCGUUUGGGCCCUGUUCAGAAGGGCCUCUACAGGGAUGUGAUGCUGGAAACCUACAGGAACCUGGUCUCGCUGGGAGCUGGACCUGCAGGCCCCAAGCCGGAGGUGAUUACACAGUUGGAGCGAGGGGAUGAGCCGUGGGUCCCGGACGUGCGGGGGAGAGAGCGACCGACCAUCGAUGGCUCAGCUCAUGGGACCAGGACUGAGAACCAGGAGUUGACUUCAGGCAAGAUGCUCUAUGGGGAAGAACUGGACCGACUCAGGGGGAGUGUUCCCCGGGGACCUGAGCCGGGAGAAGCCUGUGAGCAUGUCAGGGAGCCAGAGGGGAGCAUGGACGGGCCUGUGGAGCAGAGAGGCCCCAGGCCAGUCACACUGGCCAACAAGGAGAGUGGCCUGGAGUCUGGGGGAAACCUCAGGUUGGGGUCAAGCCCUCUCCCUGAUCAGAGACCUCACAAAUGCGAUAUAUGUGAGCAGAGUUUUGAACAGAGAUCAUAUCUUAAUAACCAUAAGCGUGUACACAGGUCCAAAAAAACAAAUAUAGUGUGUGAUUUAGGGAAAGUUUUCACUGCAAAUUUAGUUGUUAAAGAAGAUCACAAAAUUCCUAUUGGAAAAAAAUUGCAUUAUUGUGGUUGCUGUGGGAAAGCCUUCAGGUACAGUGCUAACCUUGCCAAGCACCAGCGGCUGCACAGUGAAGAGAAGCCCUACAAGUGCGACGAGUGUGGGAAAGCCUUCCACCAGAGCUGCGAACUCAUCAAUCACCGCAGGAUGCACUCCGGGGAGAUCCCCUACCGCUGCGAUGAGUGCGGGAAGACGUUCAAUCAGAGGCCCAACCUCAUGAAGCAUCAGAGGAUCCACACUGGGGAGAAGCCCUACAAGUGUAGCGAGUGUGGGAAGCACUUCAGUGCCUACUCGUCCCUCAUUUAUCACCAGAGGAUCCACACUGGAGAGAAGCCCUACAAGUGCAACGACUGUGGGAAGGCCUUCAGUGAUGGCUCAAUCCUCAUCCGACAUCGUCGGACUCACACUGGAGAGAAGCCAUACGAGUGCAAAGAAUGUGGCAAAGGCUUUACCCAGAGUUCUAACCUUAUUCAACAUCAAAGAAUUCACACUGGAGAAAAACCCUAUAAAUGUAAUGAAUGUGAGAAAGCCUUCAUCCAAAAAACCAAGCUUGUUGAACAUCAGAGAAGCCACACCGGAGAAAAGCCCUAUGAAUGUAAUGACUGUGGCAAAGUCUUCAGCCAGAGCACCCACCUCAUCCAGCAUCAGAGGAUCCACACGGGAGAGAAACCCUACAAGUGCAGUGAGUGUGGGAAGGCCUUCCACAACAGUUCCAGACUCAUCCACCAUCAGAGGUCACACCACGGAGAGAAGCCGUACAAAUGCACUGAUUGCAAGAAAGCCUUCAGCCAGGGCACGUACCUCCUGCAGCACCGGAGGAUCCACACCGGGGAGAAGCCGUACACGUGUGGCGAGUGUGGCAAGGCCUUCCGGCACAGCUCCAACAUGUCCCAGCAUCAGAGGAUUCACCUCCGGGAAGACUUUUCCCCGUGACAGGUGGAGGCCCCUGAGGUCUGCUGUGCACUUCCUGCAUGUGACCCACCCAGCCCUUUACUUGCUGUCCACAUAGUGUUGCCACAGGUGAAAGGGCAUUUCUGUCUAAUUAAAAAAAGUCUUAAAACAGAAGCAGUGCAUGUUCACUUUAGAGAAAUCGAGUGAGAAACGUAAGCAAACAGGAGAAACUCUUGUAGCCUCCCCUUAGACAAAGAGAACUCACCAUCACUGCGCCCGGUGUAGGUUUCGUCCAGACACACCGAACAGCAUCCUCAAGAGAAGUACUGUGGUGCUUUCUGUGCAGCUCAUUUCCUCAAUCCUGGAAAACUCACACUGGAUAGAAUUCUAUGUGUUUACAUUGUUUUACACGUUGUAAAUUUUAAAAAAUUAGCAUAUGGUUCAUACUUUUCUGUAUCACUUAAUAGAAUUAACAAUUGCCUUUUUUAUUGUGGUAAAAUAUAUACAACGUUACAUGUACCAUUUAAACCAUUUUUGACUGUACAAUUCAGUGGCAUUAGAUACAUUCACAAUAUUGUAUAACCAUCAGCAAAUCUGUUUCCAAACUCUUCUAUCUGUAACAGAAACUCUGCACCCAUUAAACAGUAACUCUCCACUCUCCCCCUUUCCAUUUUUCUGUCUUAGAGAACUUGCCUAUUCUAAUUACGUCAUAUAAGUGAGGUCAUACAACAUUUGCCCUUUAUGUCCUGGCUUCUUUCACUUAGCAUAAUGUCCUCAAGGUUCAUCCGUGUUGUAGCAGGUGUCAGGACAACAUGCUUUCUUUACAGCUGAAUAAUAACUGCACUGUUCGUAGAUACCAUGUUUUGUUUACCCAUCAUUUGUUGAUAGAUUACUUGGGUGUUUCUGCCUGUUGAUUAUUGUGCAUAAUGCU
Molecule: messenger RNA, 3177 nt
Organism: Mesoplodon densirostris (Blainville's beaked whale)
Lineage: Eukaryota; Metazoa; Chordata; Mammalia; Artiodactyla; Ziphiidae
Gene: ZNF34
Product: zinc finger protein 34
Exons: 7
Coding region: 654-2288 (544 amino acids)
Biological process (GO): regulation of DNA-templated transcription
Cellular component (GO): nucleus
Source: RefSeq, a predicted model, not a curated record